UUCUCCUUUGAAAACCUAUUGACUCAUCUGUCUGUUCUUCUUCGUAGUGAUUCAAGUUGCAGUUUUAAGAUAUUUUAGACAUUUAUUCUCUCACUCUUUGCCAGGCCCUCAGGGUGAGGUUUCUGGAAUGAUGUUUCCCGGUGUCUUUCAGGCAGAAAAAGAGAACUGGGGAGGAAAUGGCAGACUGACCUUGCGGAUGGUAGCAAGGAAGGUGGCUCUUCUCUCCUGUGUGAUCCGAACCUUGAUGAGCAUUGCAGAACGAGCACUGGGGUUCAGAUACUGGGCAGACCAGGGACAGCGCUACAGCACACCCACAGAGCAGCACCUGGGGGAGGCAAACUCUUUGGACACUGACCUCACCUUUGACUGCAGCAGCUUCAGGAGCCAAUAUGAGUUUCGGCUUCCAGCACGGGCCUUGUGCGCGGCCUCAUGCCCGCCAGCGUGGCGCUCAGAGCCCGACCUGCGUUUCCUGCGCAGCACCCUGCGAACGCUGCCCAGCUUCCGACGCUACUCCCCCCACAUGCAGCUCAAGCUGGCCAAGGUGAUCCGCUAUGAGAGGUUUGGGCGGGGCCGGGUGGUAGUGAAGCGAGGCCAGAGAGGCAGCAGCUUCUACUUUGUGUUCUCUGGUAUCAUUGCGGUCACUCAGGAUUUGGAUGGCAGCUCUGCCUUCACUGACCAAGAGCCAAUCCUCAUGAGGAAGGGGGCAGGCUUUGGGGAGGUGGCGCUGUUGAAGGGCCUGAGGCGCAAUGCCACUGUAGUGUGUGUGGAGGAUACAGAGCUUUUGGUGGUGGACAAGGAGGACUUCUUCAGUCACCAGCUAGACCAGGAGCUACAAAAGGAAGCCCUAGAGAGAUACAGCUUCUUCAGGUCCCUGGCCUUGUUCUCCAGCUGGUCAGAUGCUGCUCUUGAAACACUGGCUGAUCAUUGCAAGACAGAGCAGGUCCAUCAUGACCAGGUGGUCCUGAGAGACAGCAGCUCCACCACCAGCCUUAUCUUCAUCACCAAG
Messenger RNA from Lepisosteus oculatus (spotted gar), 1006 nucleotides. The record is from RefSeq and is a predicted model, not a curated record. Lineage: Eukaryota; Metazoa; Chordata; Actinopteri; Semionotiformes; Lepisosteidae.